Molecule: messenger RNA, 1086 nt
Organism: Plenodomus lingam JN3
Lineage: Eukaryota; Fungi; Ascomycota; Dothideomycetes; Pleosporales; Leptosphaeriaceae
Source: RefSeq, a predicted model, not a curated record
AUGCUGGACCAACGCGUCACGCCACCCUCGAGUUUUACACAACCACCUUUGACGCCUCCGCCGACCGACAGGAAGCAUUUCACGGAGGCGCCUCGCGUUAUCGCGCAUUUCAGACGUAUCCAAGCGGGAAGGGACACUAGCGGAGGGCCGUUGAAGGUAUUUCAGCUUGUGCAAGGAGAGUACGAGCACAUAGAGAGGACGCUCUGGCAAGACAAUGUGCUGUGCGGGUUCGUGGACGACAAGAUACGGUAUGACUACGACGCACAUCGAUGCAGACUAUUUAUUCGCAUGCCUACCCCAAUACACGAACGCUUCAUCGACCAAGUCGAGGAUGAUAUUCGGAGGCAGCUGAGAAAGAUACAGAACGGAUCAGGAAAGACGGCUAAAUUCGCGCAGAAAGUAUAUUCAGCCCGAUCAACUGAGAUCCACUACGACGCCAGUUCUAGCAAAUCGAAGAACGAGCCAGACGCGUCAUUUAAGCAUGAAGAUGCAGAAUUUCCAGGCGUCAUUGUUGAAGUCGCAUACUCGCAGAACAAGGCGCACUUACGUCGGUUAGCCGAGAACUAUAUCUUAGAUUCAGAUACCAACAUACGAGUGGUCGUCGGUCUAUAUAUUGAGUAUGAUCACAACAAGUCGCGCAGAGCAACGUUAUCAGUCUGGCGACCCGAAUUAGUCACUACUGAUGACGGACUUGAAUUGCGAGCGGUAGAAGAGAUUGCAGACAAGGCUUUCCGUGAUGACGAAGGAAACGCCGUAGACCACCCAGGUCUACAGCUCCGCCUCAGCGAAUUCACCUACGAAGGACUUGCCCAGAAGGAAAUGGGUGAGGAGGACACUUUUAUCCGAAUUCCUGGAUCAAGACUCUGCGAAUACCUUAGUGCGGCAGAUAACAAAGAAGAGCAAGCAAUGAGCAAGCAUGUGCUUGCCAAGGAGGUUAAGAAGCGGAAGCGUUCAGAAACACCUCCUGAAGAGAUAAGGGCAGAUGACGAAGCAAGAUACGCUAAGCAAGAGGAAAGAGCAGCGAAGCGCGCAGAUCGCGAUAUUGAUUACGAGGAGAAAUCCUCAACCAAGAGCCUCUCAGACUAG